CCCAAACACCCCUGUGUCUCAGCCAUAUCCGCCUCCCCAUUCAGCCAUGGCUUCGUACUUCUGAACAAUCCAUUUGACAAUUAACAUCAACACAACACCAGACGAAAUCAAGCACAAAAUACCUCCCAUAUUUCUUACAGAACAUCCAAAUCUUUCAAAAUGCCAGGAAUUCGUAAGUAACACCUUGCUAUCUUGAUCCCGCGCCAUCCUCAUCACGCGCAUCCUCUCUCGCGAUGCUGUUAUCAGUUCCAACAUGACGAUCCAAGUGCGAUGAUAUCCCAAGUAUCUACGUUACGAUCAUGUGGUUCUCUCUUUGGCAAACAUCACCGCAUGCUACCUAGAAUUUCCGCUGACCACUUUUGUUAUCUGUACAGCACCAAAUGCGUUAUCCGACCUCAAGGCCAGACUUAAGGGCAUGUUGAAGGGCAAGAAGAAGGAGGAGAAGAAAGAGGAGAAGCCUGCAGAGGCAGCUCCCACCGCAACUACUCCUGCUCCUGCGGCCGCUCCAGCAAGUGCCCCUGAGCCAGCAGGUAAACUAUAAUUCCUGAAUCCUUAUCGCAGACCAGAGACUGAUUUGUUUCCUCUAGCCGCCGCAGCCCCAGUACCCGCAACAACCGAGUCCACACCUGCAGCACCAAAGGAGGAGGCGAAACCUGAGGCAAACGAGCCUAUCGCUGCUGCUCCUGUCACUGCAGAAGCUCCAAAGACUGAGGCAACUCCUGCUACAGCGCCUGCCAAGGCCGAGGCACCUGGUAAGUCAUAUCCAGCUCUGCGUACAUGAUGAUUGUGGGGUUUCUGGGGAUAUCGGAUCUAGCCUUUUCAAUUUCGCAACAUCAAGGUUACAUAUUGGUGCUAUGAUUGCUAACUUAGCCUAGCUGCCACAGCUGCCCCAGUCGUUAGCGAGCCAGUUCCAGAGGUCAAGAAGGAAGAGUCAGCACCAGCUGCUGCACCCGUUCCGGCCGCUACCCCAACUGCAUAAACGGCAACGCGAUAUCCAAACCAUGUAAAAUUUCGAACAUCCGUUAUUCGCAUGUGCUUAUUCUGGUUUCUUCGAUUUUCUUUCGACCAGUCAAAGGGGAGAGGGAGCAAGUAAUGGAAGUUGUUAUGCGCAUUCUUAGGAGAAUACAUAGUUGUGGUGGAACCGGAACAGGAUAUCUGCGUGGGAACAGGAUUUCGCAGGAGCUUUUUGUUUCUUUUUUUCUUUUUUUCGUCUGAUUUCUUUUUCUCCUUUUCCGUCGAGAGCAAUACCCCCGUUAUGAUGUAGCGGAUCGGAACGAGUCGAUAGGUAUUAUCAGGCCUUGGCUCUUCGAUGGACAAUUGAUACCCCCAAUACCCUUUGAUUUAGUCUAUAAUUGAUCCAUCUAUUUUUUCUUGAAA
Molecule: messenger RNA, 1377 nt
Organism: Hymenoscyphus albidus
Lineage: Eukaryota; Fungi; Ascomycota; Leotiomycetes; Helotiales; Helotiaceae
Source: the annotation of a GenBank genome assembly